This is a messenger RNA of Salarias fasciatus (jewelled blenny), 1753 nucleotides long. RefSeq names its product 2,4-dienoyl CoA reductase 2, peroxisomal (gene decr2). Bases 426 to 1331 code for a protein of 301 amino acids. Lineage: Eukaryota; Metazoa; Chordata; Actinopteri; Blenniiformes; Blenniidae. Gene Ontology annotation, cellular component: peroxisome. The record is from RefSeq and is a predicted model, not a curated record. The transcript has 10 exons. Gene Ontology annotation, biological process: fatty acid catabolic process. Gene Ontology annotation, molecular function: 2,4-dienoyl-CoA reductase (NADPH) activity.
ACAGAAAACAGCAAGAGAUGCCACACAAUCAGAAUCCUGCCUGAAACCAUGUCUACAGGAAAGCGGCCCGUCAUUCCGUGGUCUGUCUCUGAGGUCCAGACCUUCAUUUCUCUCGUGGGAGACGAAGAGGUACAGCGGGAGCUUGACGGGGCCACACGGAACGAAAAGGUUUUCCAAGAGCUAGCUGAUGCCAUGGCGGAACUCGGUUACCACAGGACCUCGACCCAGUGCCGAGAGAAACUGAAGAAACUCAAAAGUGACUACAAAGAAAACAAGGACCGUAUCUCUAGGAGCGGGGCGAGCAAAAGGACGUGGAGAUGGUUCACUGAAAUGGACUCGAUCUACGGCCAGCGGCCUGCAAGCACCGGAAGGGACGGUGGGAGCGACACAGUGGCGCAGCGUGACUCACCGAUGGAGGAUAUUGUAUGGCAGAGCCACAAAGGAAAGAAGAGGUGCUGCCUGAAGAUGUUGGCACAGAUGACUGCCUGACUUCAUACACACACAUCUACAGUCCGGAUUUACUGAAAGAUCAGGUUGCUUUUAUAACCGGUGGAGGAUCAGGGAUCGGGCUCCGUAUAGCUGAUGUUUUCAUGAGGCACGGCUGCGACACAGUGAUUGCCAGCAGGAACUUCGACAAACUCAAAGAGGCGGCUGAGAAGCUGUCGGCUGCGACCGGGCGCCGCUGUCUUCCUUUGUGCAUCGAUGUGAGGCAACCUGAGAGCAUCGCCGCCGCCGUGGACGAGACUCUGAAAGAGCUCGGCCGCAUAGACGUCCUCAUUAACAAUGCUGCUGGGAACUUCCUCUGCCCGGCCACGGCGCUCUCCUUCAACGCCUUCAAGACGGUGAUGGAGAUCGACACCAUGGGCACAUUCAACACCAGCAAGGUCGUUUAUGAGAAGUGGUUCAAGGAUCAUGGAGGCAACAUAGUCAACAUCUCUGCAACUCUUGGAUACAAGGGACAGGCCCUCCAGGUGCAUGCUGGGUCUGCAAAGGCAGCAAACGACGCCAUGACCAGGCAUUUGGCUGUGGAGUGGGGGCCCAGUGGGGUGAGAGUGAACGCCGUGGCCCCGGGUCCCAUCUCUGGCACGGAGGGCUACCGCAGACUGGGCGGUCCUCGAGGGGAGGCUGCCGGUCUCUUUCAGACCAUCCCCCUGCAGCGAGCCGGUAACAAGACAGAGAUGGCCCACUGCACCCUCUUCCUGGCCAGCCCGGCGUCUUCUUACGUGACCGGCGCCAUCCUGGUGGCCGACGGCGGGUCGUGGCUCACCUCGGCCAAUGACUUCUCCAAGCUGCUGGGUUUGUGGUCAUCUGAAAAGAAAAGAGAGAAAUAAAUGCUGGGAACCACAGAUUUGCUGAAUUGCCCUGCAGUAUGGGCACUAUUUGUGUUGUGUCGCCCUCUGGUGCCUCUUAUGUGAACUGCAAGAUGAACACUAAAAUACUAACUAUAUCCUAAUGCAUUUAAAGUCUUAGUAAAUGCUCAAAUCUUAAAGCAAAGCAUGCUUUUUUUUACUCAUUCCAUCACAGCAGUUUAUCAUGAUGAUCUUUGUGGAAGUUUAUCACCUUACAUUUCAUUUUUUUGUCAUAAAACAGUUAUGAUUAUUUGUCCCUGGAACUUAAUGUCACAAGUUAUUGUUUUAAUUUUAACAUUUGUCUGUCAAACCAAGUCAGUUUUAACUGUAGAGACAUUUCGUCAGCUACUUUUUCCUCAACAAGCUGUCAGCCUCCAUAUCUAACACAAUAAAGUGAUGGGAAC